AUGUCACUUCGUCCCAAAAGAAUAGUAUUUGAUAAAGUUUUUGACGAGUUCAAACUAGAUUUAGAACAAUUAUUUAAUUUUUCUGGAUUAGAUCGAGUAUCAGGGAUGAAAAUGUAUCAUGCGUAUGCUCGAAAAUGGAAACAUUAUCAAUUGGCAUCACAAUUUUCUAGUAUGAUUUGUGAGUAUCUUAAUAAACGGAUAUUAGAUAAUAGUGAAUUCAAAAAUCGAGGAAUAUCAACAGCAACAGCAGCCGCGGAUAAACAACAAUUUGUUGAAGAUGGAAAAUAUAAAAGACAAACCAUUCAUGCGUUGGCAUAUUUAAUAUGGAAAGAACGAGUUAUCAAUGAUAUUAAAAGUAAACAUUCGGAUCGACUUAUGUAUCAAAUAUUUGAAAUGAUUCGAAGAGAUAGAGAUGGAGAAGAUACAGUUCCGGAUGUGGUUACUGAUGUUAUUAAUUCACUUGUUGAACUCAAUUUCCAAACCGAGAAACAACAAUUACAUUUAUAUCAAGAAGAAUUUGAAAAACCAUAUUUGAAAAUGACUCGACAAUAUUAUGAAAGAGAAUCAGCUGCGGUAAUUGCAAAUGGAAGCAUUUCACAAUAUAUGAAUAAGGCAUGCGAAAGAUUAAAUCAAGAAGUAGCACGUAACAAAAAAUAUUGUCACGAAUCAUCACAUGAAACUAUAAUCAAAGAAUGUGAAACUCAAUAUGUGGCAGCACAUCAAUCACGAAUACAUGGUGAAUUUGAGUCAAUGAUAUCAAGUGAAAGAUUUGGAGGAGUUAAUCCGUUAUUAGAAAUAUUUGAACAAUAUAUUACAAAUAUUGGUAAAGGAUUAAUUGCCGGAAUGGGAAAUUCUAUAACAAAGGAUCCAAGAGAAUAUGUAGAAUCAUUAAUGAAUCAUCACAUAAAAUAUAUGAAUCUUUGUCACAAAGUAUUUAUCAAUGAUGCAGCAUUUGUAGCUGCAGUUGAUAAAGCUUUUAGAACAGUGGUCAAUGAUGUAAAUACUAAUCCAGUAGCUCAAGCUCCAGAAGUUUUAGCUCGAUAUUGUGAUGUAUUGUUGAAGAGAAAUAUUAAAGGUGGUUGGAGUGAACAAGAAGUUGAAGAUAAAUUAAAUAGGAUGAAAGAUAUUUAUCAAAAAUUUUAUUCAAGAAUGUUGGCAAAACGUCUUAUUUAUGGAAAUUCUGCAUCAGAAGAAGCCGAAGCUAAUAUGAUAUCACGUCUUAAGAAUUCAUGUGGUGUAGAAUAUACUAGUAAAUUACAAAGAAUGUUUACUGAUAUCACAAUAAGUUCUGAUAUUAAUGAUAGUUUUGCUGUUUAUAUGAAAAAAACUCCUGCAAAUGAUGCAAAUGGAGGAGGAACUCCAAUGGUAGAUUUUUCUAUUUUGGUUUUGACUGCUGGAGCAUGGCCAUUAACCCAAGCAUCAACUACAGAAUUUCAAUUACCAACUGAGUUGGAAAGAAAUGUUUCUCAUUUUUCAACAUUUUAUAAUGGUCAUCAUACUGAAUUAAAGUUAAAUUAUCUUGACAAACGAUACGAAUUUUCAGUUUCACUUCAUCAACUUGGUGUCCUACUCUUAUUCAACAUCGUUACUAUUUAUACUUUUAAAGAUAUUAGAGAUCAUACUGGAUUGACUGAAACACCACAAGAAAAUGAUGCUACCCGAAAAGGUGUAGAUGAAGAUCGUAAAUUAUAUCUUCAGGCAUCUAUCGUACGUGUAAUGAAAUCGCGUCAGACUCUUUCACAUAAUUUAUUAAUAAAAGAAGUUAUUGAUCAGGCUAAAACAAGAUUUAAUCCUAAUGUGGCGAUGAUUAAAAAAUUAUUUUUCUCAUCCACUGCCACAUUAUUUGACAACGACCUUUUGAAUUCACGAGCUCAGGUUAAGUCCCAUCUUAAAGAACAAGGGUUUUCUGGAAUCCUCAGCACCAAUGCACCUGCUUUCAUGAACGAUGAUUUGCUAGCACUAAAUGUGAGCUUCGAACCAUCUCUCAAAAACGAGAUCCUCCCUGAUUGUGUAGAAGAACAAUUACAGACAGAAAAUUUAAUGUUAAAAAUCUUACCUCAAUUUCGGAUAAUCACGUCAAAGCAUCAAAGCAUUCAUAAAAGCUCUGCACAGAGUUGCAAGAAUUUAGGUGCCGAUGAAGGCUCAGAUGAAGCUAUAACUGACACACUGGUAAAUUGUACAGCAAGACCUGAAUUCGUAGUUGAUAAUGAUGAUGUUUCUUUGGUUGUUAUAGAUGUCUAUGAUGUAUUUAGGGAUCAAAUUGUAUUUGGUGUUCGCGUCAUCUCCACAUAUUUUACAUUUAAUAAAACUAUAAUCCCUAUUGCAUAUUGGAAGGAACUUGAAUCCGGUUUACCAAAGAAUGAAUCGGUCGUAAUUAAAAAGAUGGCCAGAGAAUAA
This is a messenger RNA of Diversispora eburnea, 2397 nucleotides long. NCBI's taxonomy places the organism in Eukaryota, Fungi, Glomeromycota, Glomeromycetes, Diversisporales, Diversisporaceae. The record is from the annotation of a GenBank genome assembly.